This is a messenger RNA of Cinara cedri, 23137 nucleotides long. NCBI's taxonomy places the organism in Eukaryota, Metazoa, Arthropoda, Insecta, Hemiptera, Aphididae. The record is from the annotation of a GenBank genome assembly.
CUUACCGCUAACCGUGCGAUCCGUACAGUGUGCACUAUCUCGUCUUGCACAUCGUACACUCCUCGAGAUAUAAGUCAACAAACGCGUCCAUAAACGUCUUGUCGAACAAAUAAAAAUAAUAAUAAUUUAUUAUAAAACGUCGCUGUCUACUACACAACUCGUAAUAUGGCAAUGAAAUUCGUAAGUAAAUUCGUUACCUACAAAAUAAUAAUUCGUAUUGAUAUUAUAAAUAUCCGAGGAAGAAGUGCUUAAGCUAAUUGCGUUUAGUUUUCAAUAAAAAUAUUAAUUAUAUUUAGAAAAUGUAUACACGUAUACCAUUUGAAAUAUCACAUAAAAUAAACCUUACUUAAGCCCUUCUUCCAUGAGAUCAAAGAUACAAGAUACCUAAGUAUAUAAGAUAAGUAAUAAGUAUACUAUUUGAAACAAAAAUCAAUUUUUGUCAUGAAUCGCAUAAUGCCGAUGAACUUUAAAUCAUUUAAAUAUACCUAUGCAUCAUAUUUUUUUAUUUUCCCGGAAGUUUUUAUAAUACAUAGAAAAACCGAAAAAAAACCAGUAGGAAAAACAGGAAAUAUAUUAUUUUCAAUUUUGAUUUUUGUUGUGAUUUAAUUAAAAAUAUUCGUAAAGACUUGAAAUUUAAAUUUACCUUUUCUAGACGUGGUACAAUUUUUAAAAUAUUUUGGUCGUUUUUGAGCUAUUUAUAAAUAUUUUAAUUUUAAAAAAUGUUUAAGUCAUUUUUAUUCAGUAAGUACUUUGAGGAUAAAAUUGUUAGACCAAACAAAAAUUUUAUAAUUUUGUCUAAUAUAAUUUCUCAUUCCUAGUUUCUAAGAGUACCUAUAGCCCAUGCUCAAUUAUAAACCUAUUUGAGUGUAUACAUUUAUUAUUUUCAAAUUGUUGACUAUAUAUAUAUUAGAGGUGGAUGAUUCGAUACCGCGAUAUCUUCAAUACUUAAGACAAUACCGAAUAUCGAAUCGAGUAAAUUUUCUGCAACGAUUUUGAUACUUUAUUAUGCAAAUAUUAUAUAUACAUAUAUAUAUAUAUAUUUAUAAUAAUGCAGAUGCAGAAUAUUAAUGAUUACUGAUUAGUAUAUUUAUGUUUGUAUUUUUUUUCUUUAAACAAAUGUAUAAAGAAUUAAAUAUUGGGAUAAAAUAAGAAUCUAAAAGGCCUAAAAGUUGUUUUAUGUAAGAAAAAACAAACAAACAAAUGCCUAUAACUAAAUUAUAGCCUCAUUCAUUUUUACUCAGAAUUUAAACAAAUUUAAUAUUUUAAUAAACUAGCUAUUAAACUUUACCGAUCUUUUUUAUAAUAUGUGUAUACAGAUUAUUUUAAAACAAUAGGAGGGAAAUGAUUCAGUAAUUUAAAAUAAUCUCUCGACUUUAUAUCAUAUUUAUGAACAAUAUGAACAACAAAAUAGAAACGCAGAAACGAUCUAUUGUUAAAAGUAGUUAAUAACAAAUGUAGGUGAUAUUCUAAAAACAACUCUUACCAUUGGAGUAACCUAUGCCAGGUAAAUAUAACAGGCGUAAUAACAUAUUAAUUUAUUGGUUUAUAGACAGUAGAACAUGUUUUAAAUUAUUGAAUGUUAUACUUAUGAAGUUAUGCACGUGUUCUCUGUAACUUUAUGUUAUAUAACCAUGUAUUAUUUAUUAUAAAUAUUAUACGAGUAAGACAUUGACUCUAUAGACGUGUGAUCUGGAAAGACGCCAGUAACAAAGUUGAAUAAAAGAACGUUCUCAACUUCUUAUCAAAUUAAUAUUCUAUUCAUUCAUUUUGAUACUAUACAUGUAUAUGUCUUAUUUUAAGUUUUAAAAAUAUUCUAUUUUAUCAAUAAUAUAUAAUUAUUAUUAUUGUAUUUAAAACUUACGUUUAUUUUGAAUAAUUGUAUUUUAUUUGUAAUAAUCGCAUUACAUUUAUAAAUUUCUUGUACUUAGUUUUACUCAAACAAUUUGAUAUAGAAAUUAAUAAUUAUGUUAAAUAGUACAACUAUUUGGUAAAUUAUUAAUUUGUUUAGUGAAGCGUAUUACGCCUUGCUAGUACGUAUUAAGAGAACGCCACACCUGCAUGUGUUGACUUCGUAGUCCUGCAUGUGUUGACUUCGUAGUCCGCACGACAGCAAAUUUGAGUCAGCAUGGACAAUUCUGGCAUGUGUUGACUUCGUAGUCCGCACGACAGCAUGUGUUGACUUCGUAGUCCGCACGACAGCAAAUUUGAGUCAGCAUGGACAAUUCUGUGCUGUAAUUUUAAUAUUAGAGUGAAUUGACCUAUUAUCAAACUUAAAUAUAAGAAUAUUACUUGUGCAAAUACGUUUAAUGUUUUAAGUAAGAUACAUGUAUAUGAAACAUCACAAUUUAAAAAUGCUUUAAGUGUUUAAAAAUUUUAAAAAAUACCAACGUAGUUGCACAGAUCAUAUUCUUAUAUUUAAAUUUGUUAAUUUAUAAAUUCAUUCUAAUAAUAAAACUAACAGUACAGACUUGUCUUUACUGAACAUUAGAUUCAAAUAGUCCUAUUUUUUUCAUGCAAUUUAAUCAAUAUAAUUUUUUAUCUUAAAAAUUACUUAAUAUACGGCCAUCUAAAGUUAGUUAAAAAAUAUUAUUUUUUCCCGAUUUUUCAAAAAAAUAUAAAACGUGCGACUUUAAAAGCAAAAAAAUUUGACUUGUUUAAUAAGGAAAAAAAUGUUUAAUAAAGAUAGAUAAUAAUAAAAUUACACAAGUAGGUAUACAUAAAAAUAACAUAGGCUUUACAUUUUUUGAAAAAAUCAAGUAUAAAUCAUUAACAGUUAUUUAAACCAUUAAAACUUGGAGAACACAUCACAUACAUCUAUUCAAAAUAAAUCGUAAACGAAACUCUGAACGCGUAUUUGAAAUCAUUAAUUUUCGUUAAUCGCAUCCGAAGAUCUAUAAUAAAAACACCAUUAAGAAGUAUAUCAGAACACUACUCAAUUGCGGUGCCAUCACAAUUUUUCUAUUCAUUAGUGAAGGUCAAUCUUGUUUUUAUAUUAAAAAACACAUCACACAUCCACAACCCCGAUGGCGGGCUGCUCGUUAAAUAAAAUUGUGUUUCAAUGCACUGCGUUUGCAACCUUGACAGUGCACAUUCAAUGUGAGAUUUAUACAUAGUGAAUGAAAAAAAUAAAAAUGACUACUGACGUUUGAACACAAUGUCUAACAGACAACAUGCGUAUAAAUUUCAAUUAUUUUUUGCAAAAAAACGAAGUCAUCGUCAGAAUCUGGUUUACAUAUUUAUACACACGGUGACUUUGGAGAGACGAGGUGAUUUCAUUAUAUUGUCAUAUCGAUGUAGGUCUCGAACGGGAUAAGUUUGAUUUAUAAAUGGUCAUGAAAUGUUUUUUUUUAUGAAUUGCUAGGGAAAUAAGUAAUAAUAAUAAUUCUUAUUCAUAAAAUUGUAACACGCUAUGUAGAUAUUCGAUCAAACAUCACAAUAUGGAAUAAUAAUAAUAUUUAUUUAACAUCCGUAUGUUUGAACCGAAACUUUAGUAGGUACAAAAUAAUUUAAAUCCAUAAUUCCAGCUUCAUAUUAUAACUCGAUAUUUUUUUCUAAUAAAAAAGAUAUGUUAUUAUAAAUUACGGAUUCAAUUUAUCCACUAUUUGUAACUAUUUACGGUACUGACGAUGAUUUAUUGAUGGGAUACUUAGUAAUAUAAUUUAUUAUCGCAAUAUAUAGGGAUAUUAAAAUUAUAACAACUAUCGAUAAGAAUCCAAUAGGUAUUAACGGACUAAAAACUGUCAUAACUGUUCACAUACCUGCUAAACGACGAAUGGAAUAGAAUUUAAAAAUCUCGAGCACACGAGUACAUUAUUCAUGAUAUAAUAUAUUUGAUUGAGUUAAAUAACAAUAUUUAUGUGGGUUUUCGGUCGCAUACCGAAUGGCUGGUAACAUUCACUUUUACUAACUAGAGCGAAUUUCCAAUAUAGCUCGAACAUAUUAUUUUUAUUUACUUUCGCCCAAAGCUACAAACCAACGCACAGAUCACAGAUCUCUGUGUUAACGUGUUUUUUUUUUCUACUAUUAUCUAACAAAAUUUUAUAAUUUUGUAAUUAUAAUAAGUAAACGAUUAUAAUACUACCUAUGCAACUGUAUAAUAUAAAUGUCCACACGAAUAUUUAAUCCAUUUAAUUGAACGAUGAAGGUAUUUAUCUGAUUAUAUUGAGCAAAAUAAAAGUUGAAAAUGUAGACAGGUAUCUAUAAAAUAAUAUGUGGUAUAACGUAACAAAUAAUAAGUAUAACACUUUCAAGGUAAAAUCAUAAAACAUCAAUUUGUAAUAAUCGCGAAGGAACGAGUAUUUAUAAUACCUGUAAUAAUAUAUAGGUUCUGACCUUUAAAACGCAUAAAGUAUCCCAAUAAACCUACAGAAAACAACAUGCGCAUCGAUUUUUUCGUAAAAAUCAAUCAUUUUAGAUUCAGAGAGUCGCGAUCACAUACCCUAUUGUGUAUUUUUUUAUUAUUUUUUUGUAUCUGUAACCAAAUUUUCGAACAGAUUAAUCUGUUAUCAAUCUUUAUCCAUCGGAACCUUGUUCCGAUAGAUCAAGUAAAUGACCUUUUCUGAAAGGAUUUUCUCAUUGGUGCAAUGAAGAGAUCAUUUUUUUGAUUUUUCAAAGGGUUUUCGUAAUAAUUGGAAAUAACCAGAAAAAAAUUUUUUCGGAAAAACAGCAACUAUUUACGGCACACCACGGCGUCACCAAUUUUAUUGUUUUUAAUUUGUAAGCACUAUAUUUUCUACCAGAUAUAUUAGUUCCAAUAGAAAAAACGGCAAGAGACCUAUUGUUUUGCAUAUUUAAUUUAUUUGGUUAAUCAGUAUUUCGCUUUUUGAUUUUCCUUGUAGUUUUUUAAUUAUUGAAGAAAAUCGAAAAACCUCAGAAAGAACAGAAAAGCUUACAAAGAUAAUGGUUUUAUUACUUAUAAAUUAAUUUUUUUGUUGUAAUUCAGUUGAAAAUAUUCAUGGAGACUUGAAAUUUUGACAGAAAACUUAUAUUUGUCUUUUCUGGACAUUGUAAAGUUUCCAAAACACUUUAGCCAUUUUUGAACUAUUUAUAGACAUUUUAUGAUGUGUUUUUUACAUUGUUUUUAUACUUAUUUGGUUAUUAGGAUAUAAUUGUUUAACCAAACAAAAAUACAUGAUAACAGGAGGUUCAUUAUAACUAGUACCUACUUAGUAGUCAAGUAAGAAAAUUAGAGUGUGAUAUAGUCACUUUUUUUUACAAUUGUUUUAAGAUCAAAUUUUGAAGAAUAUCCUAAAUAUUACGAUUAUAAAAAUCAUGUAUAAAAGAAUUUCGCCCAGAAUCGUUUUUCGUUAGCAGUAGUUUAUCGUUGUUUAUAGAUAUAAAUUAAAUAACUUUAUAUAUCCUAUCUUCCCAACUUUCCACCUAUAACAGUUUCCCACCCAUCAGUAGUAUCACCGUAUAGUAGGAUACACCGAAUUCAUACGCAUCUAUAUCGUUUAUAUACUCUCAUAAUUAAUCAUAAUUUCGAUCGAUAACUCACUCGAAUUAUUACUUUUUACAUUUUACUCGUGCGCUCACAGUUAUUCAACUUUUACUGUAGGUAAUUUACUAUGUAAAUGUUAAAUUAAAACAUAAUAAAACUCAAAUUAAUAUUAUUCUAAUACGUAUAUAUUAUAGAAUAAUAUACUGUAUAGUUAUAUAAACUACAGUAUAUAUUAUUAAGACACCACAAACACAAAUAUACUAAUUAUUACCGUAUUAUAUAUGCAUUAUAUUCUAGGAAGUGGUUUAACGGUGUAGUAAAUAUAUCAGGAAAUAGAAAAUAAUCAUAUUUAUGUACCUACAAUAAUUGUAUAGAGUUCAAAAAACGUACAUAUUAUAUGUAAACGAAACAAUUGCAGUCAAAAUGUAUAGAUGCCUACAUAAUUAACAGUUGGUAUAAUAAAUAAAACCUCAAAGAAAUAUAAUUACAAAUUAUUUGGGAUUAAAAUAUCUACUUUCUUACAAGAGUAUUUGCUAUGUAAAACUAGUUUUAAUUACAAUAGAUAGGUACCUUCUAAUUAGCCAUAACUAAAUUUCAAUUUAACGUUUUUACGAGCACUUUCAUUUAAUAAUUAAUAACUAGUACAAUUAUUUAACAUACUAAAAUGUUUUACAAAUCGUAAUUAUACAAUUUUUUUAAAUAUUUUAUUCUAUUUCAAAAAAAGGUCCACCCGUGAGCAGUGGAAUUCCGUCCGAGUCAAAUUUUUUCUCCAUCUAUAUUUGGUAUUAUAGAAAAAUAUUUUGUAAAAUAAUAAAUAAUUGCAUACCUAUACUAUAGUAAUACAAUUUACUAUAAUAAUAAUUGACUAAUUAUACUAUACUUUCAAAAGUAGCGAAAUUUGAUUAUAAAAUGGUAAGGGUGGGGUUUGAAAGUCGAAACCCACAAAAGGCACAUUAUUCAUACUAUCAUUCACACACAAAAUUUCAUUUUCAUAGUUUCAUUUGGGGAAUAUGUAAAAGUUUUCAUAGCUAAAGAAUAAAAUAAAUGCCCUCCUUCCGCAAAACAUGGUGAAAUUCAUUUGGAAGUUCAACUAAUAACUUUGAUUACUUCAAUCCACCUAUAAAACUACUAUGAGUUCUCCAGUUUAAGCUCAUUUGGUCCAGAAGGUGAAGCUAACAGUAACCAAAUGUAGCUGUAAAAAGAUUAAUCAACAUAGAAAUAAUAAAAUGUCAUUAAUUAUAUUUUCCGGGAAAAUGAAACAAAAACAAUAAAAUAGUAAUGUAUUAUAUAUUUAAAAAUACGUAACUAUAAAAACUUUGUUUCUAAUAUUCUAAUAAAAGUAUACACGAAAAAAAGAAUUGUAUUAUCAUUUAUAUGAAUUCGUGAAAAUCUAGUAUGUAAUCGAUACGGGUAUACAACUGAUUUUUCGUUUCUUCGACCGAUUUGGAAUUUAAACUAAAUCGGAUAAUUUCGACAUAAUAUUAAAGAGACUUAAAGACUGAAGAAUUGUAUUGCAUUGAGCUAUAUAGAUUGCAGAUUAUUGCAUUAGACCGCUAACAGCGUUACCACUUUAUUAUCCAACCAACAAUCGCCAGUACGGUUAAUAUGUCGGGUCGACUGGUUCUUAUAACGUAAAAUUAUUCAGACUAAUCUAACCUAACCUUAUAAGUCUUUAUAAAAUUAAAACUCAAUAUAUUUUGUACGAUGGUUUAUAAUAAAUUAGUUAAAUGAGUUUAAUAAUAUGUACCUAAAUCUUUGUAAAUAAUGUUUAAAAAAAAUGCAUUCAUUUGAAAAAGUAAUAAAUUAACAUACGUUAAAUAAAUGAAAAUAAAUUAUGCCACCCUAUAAAGUUUGCAACGAUUCGAUUGGGUAAUCUAUAAUUUAACAAUAAUAAUAUAUUCUACGUAUUUUAACAUAUAAGUAGCAAAGAUAAAUACAAAAACAUUUUUGAUAAAUUGAAAUUUCUUAGUAUAAAAAUUGUUUUAACCAAAUAGGAAAUAAUAUAAUGUCAAAAAAUGCGAAUCCCUACAAACGAUAUUGUUAUUUUAUUUCCAACAGAUAUAUAAACAAUUCGAAUAUUUAUUACUCGAUAUAAUACUAGUAUUUGAAUAUAUUCUAGUCAUUUACCAUAUAACGUCGGUCUAAUUUCCAGUUGUCCAAACUCCAAAAUGUCAACUGUUCAGAAGAAGCAUUAAACGCUUAUUUCCAACUACAAAAUGAUAAUAUUAGAAUAUUUGAAGAGGUCCGAAAGAUCAUUUCUACAACGCAACAACUCCUUUGUAUUUUCAGCAGCGCUUUCAUGAAACAAUAAUUUUUUUUUUUUUUUUUAAGCAUGAUUUUUAAUGUCGACGCAUCAAUUAGUUUAAUUGGAAAUAUAAAAACACAAAAUCACUUUUUUUGAGUGAGGAGAAUUGGGAAUUAGGCUGACGAUAAUAUAAUAUAAUAUAAUAACUGUUAUAUAAAUAUUAUGUAUACCAGAAUAAAAUUUAUCCUUUAGAAUUAAAAAAAAAAUGUUUCAUACAUAUUCAAUAUUCAAAAGAAACUUAAUGAAAAUAGAAACUGGUUAUUAUAUUAUGUUAGAAUAGUGAUUUAAAACAAAUUUCAAUGAUGUAACUAUACAAUAUUAUAAUGAUGUUCUAUAUAAGAUUAUAAAAAUCGUUACGAUUACAUACGUGAGACACGUACAUCAUAUACGCAUACCGGUCGUAGAAAGUCAAUGACCUUGUAAUCAUAAUAAUAUUAUAUUCGAAUAAACGAGAUGUGAUUAAAAAGUUUCUGGACACUUUGAAUUUCACACCAACAGAGCGUCGAAAAGCAUAGGAUUGUAUCACUGACUUCUGUGAUUUCUCCUAGACAUAUCUGUUUUUAUAGAUUCUCUAUACCCUUAUUCAUUUUAAUAUAACCUAUGAUUUUAUAAAAUAUGUUUCAUGUAAGGAGAUUUUAUUAUAAAUCCAAAAUAAGAGCAACUUGACGAGUGUUUUUUUUGGAGGGGGAGGGGAGUUGAGGUUUAUUUUAUUGUGAUGACAGAACCCUAAUUGAUAGAGAAACGCAACAUUUUACAUGGCUCAUAUCAAACAACUGUGCCUGAAAAACUACAUAUUCGCCGAGUGGCAGCAAAGUUUAUCCCGAAAAUAUUGAUCAAUAGGCCGCUGAGUUUUUUGUAAAUACAUAAUUAUAUUGAAUUCAGAUUUCUUAAUUCUAAUUAAAAAUAUGCACAUUCCAUAACAUCCUGAAUAAAACACGACUUUUUUAUUUUACAUAUUUCCACAUAAUAUUUUUAUAUAAAUACAUAUUUUUAAGUAUAUUACUUAUAACUUAUAAGUUUAUAUUUGAUAAAUAGUUUGCAUGUUUGUAUGCGGGUACUUAGAAAAUUUAACAGAAAUAUUAACACUAACCAUUAUUGUAAUAAAAGCAAUUCAAAAUAGUCUUAACAACAAAAAUGAAAACACAUCAAUGAAUAUUGAAUUUUGACACGUGCAUCACGUUCAUCACUCGCACAUAAUACUAAUUAUGUUGUAAGUUAUAGCGAACAACAAUAUUAAUAUGGUUUUUAAUAAAAAACGUACGCACGUUAUCAACGAUAACGUCAUGAUAAUGUCCGUCACUUUCGAAUACAAUAUAUAUUAUAGUUAUUCUUCGCGAGUUCGCGAGUAAUUGAUCAGAUAAUAUCCAAGUCCAGAGUAGGGAAAGUGGCGGUACUUUGACGUCGAUCGUUAAACCCAAGUUCGCGAUUCGGGUCGUUAUAUUAUUGUAUUGGCACUCGCGUUCCGUACGUGAAUGACAUGCAAUACCAAAGUUCUGAACAAAGCAUAACCUAACACAACCUACGGAAGUGGUGGGUCAAGGUUCCCUUGGCCAGUAAUAAUGAUCAAAAUAACAUAAGACACUCAUUAUCUCGGAAAUUUUUUUCAUUUUAUACAGAAUUUGUUUUUUAAAAUAUUUAAGAAAUAAGUAGCUCUAAAAUGUAACAUAACUGUUAUUUGUUGUCAUUCUUAUUUUAGGGGGUCAAUCACUACUCUCUUUCGAUUCUUAAAUAAUAACCUAUAUUAAAAAUAUUAUAAAUAGAUGGAGUUAAGUUUAAAUAAAUGUUGAUGUUAAACAUUUUGAUUUCCAUCAACCAGUAUUGUAAAGUACUUGAGUAAAAGUAUUCAGAUACUUUUUAAGUACUUUAAUACGUAUUUUAAAUACAUUUGAAAAAAAGUACUUGAGCACAGUAUUUGAAUACUUUUUUGAAACUAUCAGUAUUUAAAAUAAAAUACUAUUUUUAAAUAAUUUUUUCGUCUUACUCGAUGUACAGGAACGCAAAUUUAAAUAAAACAAUUCAAAUUUUACAACAGUUAUAUUUCUAUUUAUAGAUCGUUGCGUUUUGCGUGUUAGUACAUUGUAUUAAAAUUAAGAAUACCUUUACUUGGAUAACAUUGAAUAACGUUGGAUUUUAUAGUAUUAUAUCAGUUUGAAGUAUUGGUAUAAUAUCGUGUAAAAAUACGAUUUUAUUUCGAUUAUAUAAAUAACGGUGCGUUACUUCAGCAGGCCGAUCGAGACUUAUUCAAAACUAAACGGUGAAACUCCCCAAUCCCCCGCCCCCCCCCCGGUCAACUGACGUCAUCGGCUGCUAUUGUAAAGCGGUUCGUUCGUAUCCGCGACGAGUGUGAGAACAAAAAAACAAAAAAAAAACAUAAACCCCCGGAACGCAUCGGGCACGCGUAACGGCGCUCCGCGACCCCGUUUUCGAUAUUCCGGACGCGUCCGCAACAAUAUUAUUUAUUUAUCGCGCGGAUUCGGAAUGAUAAAUAAUAAUCGGUCAAUCGCGUACGGCCGGCGCGCGUUAUUUAGGCGGACCGCCGCAGCAUGCCAUUGCAAUUGCGCGCCUGUCGCGUCAAUCGGCCGGUGCCGGUCGGUCGACGCGACGUGACUGACGGGGCCGGAGGGGACCGCCGAAGCCGUUAUCGAAUUCCGUGGGCGUCGGCCACUGGUGGUGUCGCGCGUGUGUGCGAUAAACGCCGCGGGAAUAGCGAACCGACCGGGAGUCGGAGCGAUGUACGGCAUUAAUAUAAUUUAUUAUAGCGCUAUACCGUAAAGGCGCAACACAUUACACAAAACGACCCCGUCCGCGUCACCGUUACAACGCGUGUGAAAAAUCUUUGUCGAUUUCUGCCAGAAAAAAAAAAAAAUAAUAAUAAUAAUAAUAACAUUCUGCUCGUCGUUUCGAUUACUGUUCGCGAUUUUUGGCCGCGACCAUGAGAAAAACCAAAGGAAUCCGUCGCCGUAUUUCGAUCUGAUCCCGGAAACACACGUCCGUCGUCGCAUACGCCUCACAUUAUUAUGUAAACAGAAAGAGCGUUUAGAACAAAAAAACUUUAGAUUCCUCUUCUUCUUCGUACAGCUUUAUGAACCGUGUAGCCCCGACGCCACGUCACGCGCCUCACGCGUCUAUUUGUCUCUUAUCAACGUCAACUUCUUGUAUUAUAGUUUCUUACGCCCCUAAGCUUUCCAAAUGUUUCGUUUGGAACAUUCGUUGUAGGAUCUGGUCUAGCCGCUCGACUGAUGCGCAGUAGUCUUUUGUCCUGAUAAUAGCCCCGUUGUCCAGGUCACGCCGUAUUGGAGUUUGACCGGCGCACGUCGCACCCCGUGCACAUUCACGCGUUCAUAUUAUGAUUUUUUUUUAAAAAAAACAACGUUGUCUUAUGUUUUAUUUUAUUCUACUAGUAAUCAUGCGUACGUGUACUAAAUUUAUUUUAUUUUUUUUUCUAUGUAUAUUUACUGCGCACGUCGGGCAGUCUCGCAGAACUCGAAAAAAAAACGCGGUGCGAAAAAUAAAUAACACAAUAUUAUUGUAUGCGACGUGACACAUACGUCGAUACGUGACGGUACCCGGAGGCGGAGGCGACCGGCACGCUACACAGCCUCGGGCGACGGAUCGUCUUCGCUGUUUAUGACGUAUAAGCCGCGAAUCUCAUUUGUUCGGCCGUUAAUUACGCGCGCACGAACGUCGUAAAGCAUAUGCGCGUGUACAUAAUAAUAUAAUGUUGCGACGAAAACAAAAAUCGCUUGAGGCUACCUCUGUAUGCGUAUACAUUAUUAUAUAAUAAAAAAGUGAAUAUAUAUAUAUGUAUAUAUAUUAUAUUGCAGAGAGAGAGAGAGAGAGAGAGAGAGAGAGGUACACAAUAACCGCGGUCGGGACACUCCGAUUUCAGCCCGCAACCACCCGCUACGGGAGAGAGGUCGUUGUACCAUUACAGGUACCUACCGCCUGUUUUUCUCCGUCUACUCCGCCGGUAAAGUCCAAAAAACCUACAGACCAGUGUUUCUCAACCUCUAUGAUUGUCGCGAUUCCCCAAAUGAAUAUUACAUUUUUUUUUUUUUGCGACUCCUAUAAAUAUGAAUUUUACACACGGCCACCCUAAAUAACAAUUAGGUAGCUGGCGAACCCCAGAUUGAGAAACGCCGCUACAGACGACUCCAAUCGAGUGUUACGGGAACGCGAAAUAACAGAUAAUAUUAUUUUAUAUCCGGCGUAUAUAAAUAAUAUUACAAUAUACGGUUAAUAUCGGCGCGGGUAUAAUAUUAUAAUAGGUAUGGUGGAUUGGGGAUUCUCUCGUCUCGGGUGAAUAGGAAAAUGAUUUUUUUUUUUUUUUUAAUGCUAUACCGUAACCGAGUACAUGUUUCUUAUAUUUUAUUAUAUUACCAACUGCAGUCGGUGAACGAAUUUGGCGGGAAUGCAUUCGGACGUCGUCGUAAUGACCAGGAAAUAUAACAAUAUAUAGGUACCUACUGCUGAUGCAGACCCGUGGCGGACGUGACUACAUUGUUUCAAUAUAUUUUUUUUUCUACCUCCGUUCACUCGGGUAUUCACAUUAAAUAAAAAAUUAACGAUAAUAAUAAUAAAACUCACCGAAUGGGAAGAAUUCACCGCAAAUACCUGUCGGCUGUCACAUUCGUCCGGCGACGGCGGUGCAGCAGGUCAUAUUAAACAGGUCGUCGACAUUAGAAACUGUAUUGUUUUUUCCUUCUAUACAUAUUUACAUAAAUAUCGAAUUCACUUUUAUUUAUUUUUUGAAAUUCGAAAAAGAAAAUAGUAAUUUAAACAAUUUUCAUUUAUAAAUACCUAUAUUCGAUAAGUCUUUAAGACGGUGGAGAUCACUGAAGAACUAUUCGAUAAGUUGCGGACAGUCUCUAAUUCGGUGACUUAUUGUUUGUUUUGCUCAUAAACUGAUAAUUAUAAUAAUCAGACGCCAUAAUAAAACUGUUAACUCGGAGAGUCUUAAAUUUUUGCUGUUCAUUAAAUUAUAAUAUUUGAAUUCUGGAAUGACAAUAGGUUUUGAAAAUGGACUAAAAAAAUGAUUUCGCAUCGUGUCCAACCACCCGGGAUGAGUUUGCAGAACCACCGGCUGCUGGGAAACACUGCAAAUCUAAUCGUAACAAAUAAAUCGUGAACCUUGUGGUUCGAAAUUAGCUCGAAACGAAUUGUUAUAAAAACAAAAUAUUAUAUUAUACAUACGUAACCGUUAUUUAUGUGCACGAAUUCGUUGCAGUUCGAAGAAAAAAACCGCCCGUGAGGAGCAGAGCUCCGUCACUAUAUACGGUCGAAUUUUUUCCCACCUAUUUUUUAAUAUAGAAAUAUCCUUUGUAAAACAAUAAAUAAUCGAAUGAUUUAAUAAUACGACACUGUACUGUACUACUUGUACUAAAAAAAGUUGACAUCUGAGCAUACAAAUGGUCAGGACGGGGGUUGAAAGUUCAAGGUUGAAACCCUUAAAAAUGUACAUCCUUCAUUGUUCAUAUUAACGCCGCGUAUUUACACAUUUUUUAUCUAUAGUUUUUUCUUGGUUCGGUUUUAUAUUAUGUUUUAGAACAUAAUUGUGUUCAAGCAAACGAUUAACCAAAAUCGGCCGAUUUUUGUGUUGCAGAUUGUGUUCGCCUCGUCUUUGAUGGCCGUGGCGUUGGCACAGCAACGUCCUGUUCCACCGGCAUUCACCAGAUCCGGCUCAGCGGGCCGCUUCAAUGCACAGUUGGAACUGGAAUCGAAUCAGCAGGUACCACAGCCAUUCCGCCGAGUCUCCGUGCCCCUGUACAGAGGCCGUGGAUUCAGCCUGGAUGGACAGGAACCGAAACAGACCCCGCAGAUCCAACAGCAGGCGUUCCUGCAGCCAAGACCGACCACGCUCCCCAACGAAAACCCCGAGUUUAGCCGAGUUGGAAAUAAUAAUGCCGAAGAAAACGCGGCUGACUUUCCGCAGCCCACCAGACAAGCGCCGCAGUUGCAGCAGCAGCAACAAGUCGAUCGAAACCAACUGCAAGCCGAAAGAUUUCAACAACAACAGCAACAUCAACAGAUCGAUAGGAUUCAACAACAACAACAGUUGUUGGAUAAAAACCAACACGAAAAACAAUUUCCCAAUUUCAGGCCCCAGGUAUUAUUUCAACGGAUAUCUCUCGUUACGCACACGUAUUUUUGCCACUGAAAGUUGCAAUUUGUUUCUUUUUAGCCACAGAUACAACCCGUUGCAGAAACACAACCACAGUUCGUGAGGAAAGUAGUUCAAAAGCCACUGAAACGCGUGAAGGUGACGGAAGAAACGGUUGCUCCAGUAAGAACACCGGAAAUGAUCCAGAGAAUGAAAGUUGAACGCUCAGAGGCAUCCGAUAAACAAAGGGCCAAGAAACCCGUAUCUCAGGUACAGUUUUAAUUUUUUUUUUUUUUUUGAAUUUUAAUUUCGAUAUAAAACUUGUAAAAAUGGAGUGAAUUUAUUUUUAUAUUUCUUUCAAAGUGUACAUACAGUCAUACUAUAUAUUAUGUCGUCGAGACAUUAUAUCGCCUACCUUGGACAUUUUAUAUUCUCGACCAAUUGUCCAUUAUACUCACUUCGUCUAAUAAGUGGCCACAUUAAUCUUAAAUCAUUCAGAAUCCGAAUAGCAUAAUAGCGUAUUAUAGACGUCGGAUUCAAUUAUCUUCUUCGCUUAUUCCGCGAUAAAAUCCAAUAAAAUGUAAUCCGCGACGCGAAUUCGUGACCACGAUAUUUUUUUUUUUUCGAAUAUCACGCCCUCAUCGUAUAUACAUGUGCGGCGAAAAAACACGCGUUUUACAUUGGUAUACACAAACAAAUAAAAAAAUUGUCAUCGAGGUGAUCGGUAAACGGAUUAUAUACGUAUAGUAUUGUCAACAAUCUCCAUCGAGAGAAGACAAAAAUGAUUAUGAUCGCUCGUCAUUAUAUUGCCAUUCGUGUAUAUAAUAUACACGAAGUCGAUUACUGCACCAGAUUAUCCUCAUAGAAAUCCGAAACCGGUUUGUUAUUUACCUAUUUCGUGUUGUAUAGGUACGCAUUUUCUUAUUUUUUUUAUAGAGCUAAAUAAAAGACCACAUGUCAUCUAUACAUGUAUAGUAUGUAUAGGCUUAUAGACUUUUGAAGUUCAACGAAACCGAAGCGCUCGUUAUCUACGAGUUUAUAUUAUAACCAUUAAUCAAAAACAAAACAAUGUAUCAGCUGUACAAUAUGAAGAUAAAAAAUGUAUUAUUUAAUAAUACACCUAUACUUACGUACCUAAAAAUGAUAAGUGAAAAAAAAUUAUUAUUAUCUUUCAACGCUAGUAAAUCACGGGAUAAAUUACUUUUUCAAUUAGCACUUAAUGUAAUAUAGGUACUUAAAUUGUACAAUAUUUUUUACCUUUUUACAAGUAUAUACGAGCAUAAUAAAAAAUUGAAUUUUCGGUCACUAUAUAAUAUUAUCGUGUAUAUUAAUGUGAAUACCAGUUUAAUCUAAUCGGCCCCGGUGGUACUAUAAUAAUAUAAUGACGAUUUUGAAUAAUAAAAAAAUAUAUAACCAACAAUAUUGCGUUAGGUUCAGUAAUAAUAAUAUGACACCUCGUUAUAAAGGUGAAACCAAAAAACAUUCGCGAAAGCAUAUAAUCAAAAACAUCCAUCAAUAUACAAUAUUCUAUUUCUAUAGCAUAUUAUUUUAAUAUAAUAUAUAACUUCAUAUUUCAGUUAUUAUUAUUAUUAUUAUUUGAAUAGUAACGCAUGCCAUAGCAUGCCAAACGCACGUCUUAGAAUAAUUGUACGUAUACCUACCGUCACCGCAGGUUUCGUAUAAAGUUAUAAAUAAAUAAUACAUAUGUAACUAAUAGGUAAUAUAUGAUCGAUGUAAGAUAUACAAUUAACACCUAGGUUUGAAAAAAACUAUUUAAAUACGCAAAUAUUAGAUUCUGAGUAUAAUAAUGAAGAAGCUAAAUAUUAUUAUAGAUUUAGACGUGUCGGUAUAUUUUGUAGGAAAAUACUAUUCCGGCAAGUAAAAAUGCUCAAAUUGUUUUAUGUAGUGACCUAAAAAAUGCGGAAUUUUGUCCGAUGAAUUCAUUUGAACGAUUUAUCCAAAUUCUCGACACUUGAAAAUUAAAAAAAAAAAGAAAAAAGCAACAAAUUACGAAAUAUAGGUUUUAUUUUUGUUGGUUGUACAACAGUGGAAAACACCCAACUAAUACCUUGUACCAGUUUACCGUGCCCCAGUCAAAAGCCAGAAUCGUAUUUUAUUUAAUUUUCAAUGAUUUAUUGUCGGUAUAAACUAGUGCGAAGUAUGCAAUUAUUAAACAGUUGAUUUUCUAGAACAAAAAUGCUUUUGUAGUUUUCUAUCAGAAUUUGAAAAUACUUGUAAUAAAAACAAAAUCAUACAGCAGAACCAUCAGUGAUCAUCUAAUUUUUUAACAGAAAGGUUACCGCCAAAACAAUUAAAAAACUGUGUGGAAACAUAAUGUUAACAUCACUAAAAAAAAAAAGAAAACAAUUACGUGAUAUCUAUAAAAUAAACUGCGUAUAUUUUUUUUUGUUCUUGUUACCUACUCUAAAAAUAAUCUGUAUUCAUCGUAAAAUGUUACAUAUAUUUAUCCACAAAAUUAAAUUAAAAAUAUUCGUGUCUUUGGGAAAAAAAUGAGAAAGUAAAAUUUCGAAUUUUCAUUUGCAUGCGCACGUUAAUGCCUCUAUAUGUUGACGUCAAAUCGAUGACUGACAACUUUUUAAAACAACGUAGUACGAAGCAAAGUGGCCGAACAAGAAAUAUUGAAUAAAAAUAGCCAUUUUUUUUUUUAAAGGUUAGAUCAUUUUUUUAAUUACCAUUAUUAUAUACUAUAUAUAUAAUGGUGGAAUUGUGUGCUUGUAUACAUACAUACAUCACGUUUGAUUUUUUUUUAUAUAUUAAUAUUAAAAAAAUUUUUAGUUGAUUUUUGGGUCACCUUGUUGAUAGGGAUGAAAUUAAAAAAAAAAACCAACAGUUAUUAUAAUUUAAUUUGAAUGUCACAAACAAGAUGUCAAGGAAGUGCCAUUUUUAAAAGAUAUAAAUUACCAGGCAACAAUGAUUAACUACAUUAAAGAUAAGGGAACUGAGCUGACACGGUAAAUUGAAUUACUUUUCGCUGAUUGCUGUUGAAAGAUUGAGUCCGGGAAAAACCGGUUAAUUCAGUUAAUGUAGUCUGGCAGUGUAUUAUAAUAUAUGUUGUGAAAAUCAAAAAGGACUUAGGUCUAUAUAAUAUGUACAAUGCAUGGCCGGAUGGCUGCCACCAGUCAUCACGUGUACAAGAGACAAGAAUAAUAAAGUUACUUGCGAUUUCGUCGACAGAAAAAUUCACGUCGAGGAGAGAGGCGAAAUACUACGAGCACAUCGUAGUCCGUGUCCGUUAACUGUAACGUCAUAACACAAUAAUAAGAAAUAGAUAAUUAAAAUUAAAAAUUAAAUAACAAUAUUACGUGUUCAAGAACUAUGCGCUUUAGUCGUGUUUUCAUUGUUAUACGAGAAUAUAAUUACUAUGAUUUUAUAACAUAGACGUCAGACAGUAUAUUAUAAGUAUAGACUAUAGUUGAACAUAUUUUAAGACCGGUGCCACACUUCAGAAUAUAAAAGUUAUACGUGUGUACCUAUACCCCUGUAUUUCUUAAAAAUCAUUUAAUAAUCACUAGGACUGGGAAUGUAAUAAACCCAAUGGCCCACAUAGUAACACAAAAAAUGCCCUUAAAAGAAAAAGACUUUUAUGUAAUUAAAAUUCAAAAUAAUAUGCCUAUAAAUUGUAUUAAAAAUGAAAAAAAAUAAAGUUUAAACAAAAAUACUCAAAAAUUACAAUAUACAUUUUCUUUUGAUCUCCACCCAAACUGUAUUGUUUUCUCUUGCUCUCAUCAACAUAUGAACCAAGAAGACCCAAGAAAAGCCGGAUUGGCAGGGUGAAAAAAGAUUUAAAACGUUUGAGAGUGGAAAACUAGAGAGAAAUAGCAGCAUUUAAUACAUGUGGUUUUCAAAAUUGUAUUUAACAAUAUCAAAUUGUCCAUCAAAUAUUUUUAUUUUUUUUUUUUUUCAAAAUUUACUUAUGUAAAAAUGUUUGGAUUUAUAAAGCCCAAAAUGUUGGUUUUUAUUUUUUUAUCCUUAUUUUUGGGAGUGAAACCACUAUACCCACUUUUGAUUUUCCAAAAGUAACCUAUACUAAACAUUGUAUAAAUAGAUUAAGUUUUAAUUUAAAUACAUUUUGGUGUUAAUAUAUUAAUUGCUGUCAACUCGUUUUCUAGUGGGAGAGCUAGUGGAGCAUCAUGUGUGUGGCGGCGUGGCGAUUGAAUAGUGUUCCACCCACUAUUCUUUCCCUACCUAAUUUUAAACCUUUUAAGAUUAAAAUCUAUAAAGUAUAGAUUAAAAUUUAAGGGUUAUCUCGUUAAGUAUUUCAUGGAAAAUUUGACUGUAAUAUGACUUAUAGAAGACCUUGCAAAGGCAUGAUGAAAAAAACAAUUACAGAAUAGAAAUAUCAGAUAAACUAUGUAAAUCUGUGUCACUCAAAUUAUUCAAUUACUAUAUUGGAAAACAUAUUUCAAUGAAAUUAUUUAUUGUGAUUAAUUUAAAAUAUUAUUAAAAAAUCAUAUUAUUAGAGGAGACCCUUAAAUCCAAAAUUGUUUUAAUAAAAUCAUUUUAUAACUUUAAUUUGUAUGUAUGCUUUACGGUUUACCCCAUUCAUAUACUAGCACAUCAGGUUGCCACCACACAUGUAUUUGUUAUAUAUCAGAUAUCAAAUUGUUGAUCGCAACAAAAUAGGUUUAUUAUUAUUAAAUUGGUGUAAUAUGUAUUACGAACCAAUAAACAUUAAUCAUAUUCUUGAAAAAUGAGUAAAGGAGAAUAUAUUAUCAUUAUCUCCAAAUGGUAAUGUACAAUGGUCAACAAUUUUAAAUUGGUAUUUGUACAGGGUGUCCCAAAAAGAUAUACCCAUUGUAAUAGCAUUGGAAAUAAUAUAUUUUUUAUAAAUUUAAUCAAAUACAAUUUUAAUAUAAUAUUUUCGAUAGGUUUAAUAAACUUGGUUAUUAAAAAUAAAAAAAGAAUUAUUGAAAAAUAAAAACAUUUAAGAAUUUAGGAUUUCAUAGUUUACAAUUAUAUUAAAUAGUAGGUAAGUUAGGUAAUCUAUAAUAAUAUUAUAGUAUAUAAUUCAUGCUAUAUUGGAUUGUAUGCGAAAAAAAAUGUACACGAGGGCAAGUAAAACAAACUAGCUGGUUUAACCACAGAUUAUAAUUAAGUACCGUGCUCUAAAAAUAUAAUUGUAUAUAAAUUAUACUGUGAAUUGUUGUGAUAUGAACGACUUGAACAAUUUAAACGACUAGGAAAAUCUAUUGAAGACCCACGUCCCUUGGACCAUGUCCUAAAAACUAUACUUCACGUUUCGAUAGCGCUCGGUAGUUUUGGGUUUUUUACUGCGACCUAAUCACGAUUUAGUUAUCUAACCUAACCUAAAAUAACUGACAGGGAAAAUUCAUAAAUAAUUCUCCCCCUCUCCGGUAAAUUUAUUUGGUUGCACAAUAAACAUCAUAAUAGAGAUGAGAAUUACCUGUAGCAACUAGCCAAAACGAAUUGUUAUAAAGUGUUUAGUGCAUUAUAAUAUUAUUUUAUUAUUAUUAUUAUUAUAAAGGUAUAUAAGUACUCAUAAAGUAGACAUAGAGUACACAAUAAACACGCACCUACAUUUAUAUUAAUAUAUAAAUAAGUAUAUUUAUACAAUAAUAGAAAACUAGUCAAGUGAUAAAAAAAUACAACAUUACGAUCACAUAUAAUGAUAUUUUUCUAACUAGGUAGUUUUUUUAUAGCGUAGCACCUGCCUGUUGUUAUUAUAAUAAAAUUUUAAAAACGUAAAAAAUAAAAUUAUGUAAAUUAAUAAUACAGGCAAAAUGUACGUUUUGACGGCGAAAAUUACGGAUACUAGCGACCACAAUAAUAAAUUAAUAACUAUUGUUACAAUAUUGUUAUUAAAUUAUUAUAAUAGAUACAUUUUGUUGUAGUCAAUAUCAACAAUGUAAUCAAAUAAUGUCAAAUAAUAAAAAAGGACGGUAAAAAUGCAAUUAUCAAAAUUGAAUGCAUUAUUUAUCCAAGUAUAUAGUUAUUAUUUAUUAUAAUAAUAAAUUGUUAACAUUUAUAAUAUAUCACAUAUUUAAGUGCCUUUAUAGGUAUCUAUAGGUAUUUUAACAAUGGUUAAUAAUUUAUAAUAAUUCACUAUUUCGAAUUAAUAUUAGGUAGGUUUUUACUGCAUAAUAUCCUAUAUUAGGUUCGUUUUUACCGCAACUCGUUCCGGUUCAUUUUUAUAGAAUUUACAAUUAUAAUAAUUUAUUUAAUGUACAUGAAAAUAAAAUGUAAAAUUGAGAUGUCAUAUUAUUUGACAGCACCAAUGUUUUACUUCAGCAGAAUAAAAGUUUUCCGUUGCGACAUUUUUUCGUAAUUUUCAUACCAAAAAUAUCUUAACACCCAAUUUUUUUUUCUUUUGGUGGGGGGUAGGGUUGAUUUCAAAGGAAGUGAAGUCUAAUCUAACCUAUCGAAGAGUGGGAAACGCGUGAUGUACUGUAUUAUUAUAGUUAUCAAUCGCAAACAGCACAGCUGUUCUUUUAUACCUUUAUGUGCGUAUUUUCUGACAAUUUAUAUUAAUAUAAAAUUUAUGUCUAAAUUUUUAAUUUAUAUAUAUAAAAUAAACGAUAUUUUGUUGGUGACACCUUAACUUGAAAAUACCAUCCAAGUUCAUAAUUUUUCUGGUACAUUUUCUAAAAAAUUUGUUUGAUACAGACCUUUACUAUUAUUUAUCAUCAAUUUGCUAUUGUUAUGGAAACAUGUGAUAAAACUGCAAAACUGAACGUCAACAAAUUAUCGAAUUAUUUUUGUCUUACGGAAUAAAAUUAAAAAAACUAAGAACGGACGUGAGUACUUCGAUACUUCACACGUGGGUGCAGCCACUGUUGUAGGUGGGAAAUUGGGAAGAUAGGAUACAGGUGGGAAUUUAAUGUAUAUCUGUAAGCAACGAUAAACGAUUCUGAGCGAAGUUCAGUUGAUAGUUUUGCUUUGUUAAUAAUACAAUAUAUGGUAUAUAUCAUAUUAUGGUAAAACGAUUACAAUGUACGUUUCCAUGAUAACAAUGAUUGUUUAAAUAAGAUUAAAAUAAUAAAAACUUAAUAACAAUAAAUAAAUAAAAACGGUUGCCAAAAACAACCUUAUUUUUAGUAUUUCAAUCUUUUAUAACCUAAAGACCGAGGUUUUUCGAAAAAGGUUAUUUUUUUUUAUAUCAUUCGAAAAUCAUAACAUCGAUCAUUAUGCAAAAAAAAAAAAACAAAUAUAUUGAUUUCAUGAACUGAGUAAGAGAAUAUUAUUUAAGGUUAUGACUUUUUUCCACAUUGUAUAUAAAAGUUUUCUCCUUUUCUUCCCUUUCAUAAUAUCAUAAUAUAUAAUUUAUAUAAUAUUACUCUAUAUCGAUUAAUGUUAGUGACGCAUUAUGGAACAAAAACGGUAGGUCAAUAUAAUAUACUGUAUUAUUACAAUUUUUAAGCAGAUAAAAGUGAUGCCAUCGCAGACCCUAAUAAGCUCUCCCCCUCAAAUUACGACCUGUAUAAUAUUAUUGUCCAUGCUAAACUAAAACGGUAUUCGUAUCUUCCCGUUUUCAAUCGUUUAAUUGGCUUACUACAGUUAACCAUACUUCCCUUUCAUAACUCAAUUCAGUUAAAUUCUUGGAACUAUCCUUAUUCAUAUCUACCAUGAUUAAAUAUGUUUCAUAAACGCCAUCCUUGGGUUUUCUCUCUUCCGAUAUGACCUUCUACAUCACAGUCUACCUUCUAUGACGCAUUCGUCAAGCUAUCGUGACGCAGUAGAUACCCAAUCAUUUUGUCCCUUCUGACCAUAGACGAAACUAUAGGGGUCAGGCCAGUCAAGCCAUGGCGUGACCUAAUACUGACUGGAUAACAUACCUGUAUUUAAAAUUAAAAACUUCAUUUCCGCAUCUAAAAUGUCUACAAUGUUUUGUUUAAAUAAAUAUAAUACCUACAUACGUAAUGCAUGGGUAAUACCAUUCAUACCUACCUACUGUAAAUGCAGGCUUAAUAUAAUUUCUUGAAAUUCAAUCAUAUACAAAAGUCAUAUGAAAUAAAAUAAAAUCAUAUACAAAUAAUUUGACGUUCAUUUUUAUAUUAUAUCAUGUAAUACCUACUUAGUUUUUUGCCGUUGCAAGUGAGUAUUACGAUAACCUAACCCAUCGAGCAAAGAGUUGUAACUAGUAUUUUUUUCAUAUUUAUCAUUUGGCCUGUCCUAAUAAAACUAUCUAGUUUCGCUAAUGCUUCUGACUUAUAUACUGUGCCAAAGUUUUCGAUUUUCCUUAAUUACACACAUUAUUCUUAUUAUUCUAUAUUUUGUAGUUUUAUACUAUAUACUCCUUCGUUUGUCAUCCCUAAAGUACCUCCUCACGCCGAUUCCCUUUCAGAAAAUGUACUACAUUUAAAAAUCGGAGCAAGAUCUCUGAUAGAAAAGUUGUCCGCAAAAAAAAAAAUAAACAUCUUUGUAAAACCAUGAGCUUAUUCGUUCCACUCAGAAUCUAAAAUGUACACGAUAUUUUAAUCGUUUCGUUGAUACGCUGCAGGUGUUGAGACGGUACAGGGACGACAACCCGGACGGUAGCAUCACUUGGGGUUUUGAAAACGACGACGGCACGUUCAAGGAGGAGACCAUCGGGGUGGACUGCGUGACCCGCGGAAAGUACGGUUACGUGGACCCAGAGGGCGUGAAGCGCGAGUAUUCGUACACGUCGGGUAUACCGUGCGAUAAGAACAGGAAAACGAUUAUACAACCGUUGGUCGGAGCGGGGUCCUCGGCAGUCCAAGAGGCACAGGCUAGCGACACUUACGGUUACAUCGACUACACCAAGAACCAGUACGUCAUGGCCAACGGAAACACCAUCAACCUGAACGGGAUGACCAGGAACAGAGCAAGGAAGCCGGUGGUUCGAAAGACCGCGACGACGCCACAGCCCCCGCAAGCCACCGCUAACGAGAACUUUUGAGGCGUGACUAAUAAUAUAACAUUACGCAAUUAUGCGACGACGGACGGCCGCCAUGUUCACAUCAAACGCAACUUUUUUUUUUUUUUUAUCAAAUCUCCAUUCUGUAGAUUUAAUAUUAAUAUAUUAUUAUAUACGUAUAAUCUAUAUACAUAUAUAUUUUUAUUGUAAAAGCGAGUUUUAUUUUUAAAUUAUUUUACGUCAAUAUGUAUAUUUUAUUACGAAAGAGUAGACUGUUUUUUUUUUUUUUUUUUUAAUUUUAUUUUAUUUUAAUUUAAAUAUAAUAAUAAUAUAUACGAGUACAAUAUACACUUAGAUCAUAUUAUUUAAUUAUUAUUAUUUUAUUUCCAUCGUAACUAGUAUUUCGUUAAAAUGUAUUAAAAUAAUCCUCGUGAC